Messenger RNA from Cricetulus griseus (Chinese hamster), 2695 nucleotides. The record is from RefSeq and is a predicted model, not a curated record. NCBI's taxonomy places the organism in Eukaryota, Metazoa, Chordata, Mammalia, Rodentia, Cricetidae.
UGAGCACCUGCUUUUAAGUAGUAGUUUGGCGGUGAGUUGACGGGUAGUAACUGCUUGAGUCUCUGGCUCGCGUGGAGUGCUGAUUCCGGAAAGGGAGGACGCACGCUCACUAGUGAAGGAGCCUGGGGUCUCACGCCCCUCCGGGACAUGCCCCGGGUGUCUGACGGAGGUGGCUGCGAGGCUUCUCCUGGCCAAGGAACCGGCUCUCAUCUCCAUGUCUUGGGACUUCUUUCUGCAGCCUCUGGAUGGCGGUGCCCAGGUGCCCGUGAGGCCGGGGCAGACGGUGAUAGGCCGCGGGCCUCUGCUGGGAAUAACAGACAAAAGAGUAUCCAGAAGACAUGCCAUUCUAGAGGUGGUGGAUAAUCAGCUUCGAAUCAAACCAAUCCAUACAAAUCCGUGUUUCCAUCAGUCCUCUGAGAAGAGUCAGCUCUUGCCAAUGAAGACACAUGUGUGGUGCUGGUUGAAUCCUGGGGAUAUCUUUUCCUUGUUACUCAACAAGUACUCUUUCCGUGUUUUCUCUACACAAACUGAAGAGGAAGUGGAGUGUACUUUACGGAACAGUCAAAUAUUUGAUGAAGAUGAUGUAUUGAGUGAGAUGCAGAAGUCCCCUGUGAUUAAUUUACCUGAUAAGACAACUGGGACUUCACAGCUGCAAGGAAGCCCCGAAAUAACCAAGGCCAAGUGUACUGCCAUAGAGCCCAUGUCCUCUGCAGGUGCAUGUGGAGACAUCCGAGAGCACAAGCUGCACCCUGCCCAGAGGAAAAGAAUCCUCCCAGCUUGGAUGUUAGCAGAAAGUUCAAGUGGUCAGAACCUUUCAGCACCUGUUAAGGGUGGAGAUAAGGAUGGUAUCCAGAGAAGUGGAAAAGAAGGAACCUGCAAAGAUAAAACCCCAGUAAACGUAACACAGCAUGGAAGAAAGCGAUUAAUUUCACCAGGAAAUUUGGACAGUAAGUCAGCAGAACAGGAUCCUGGGAAAAAAUGUAAAAGUUCUGAUCAAGAAGGACUGGUUGUUUCAUCCAAGGAAGUUCCAGAAUCAUUGUCUUCAAUCACAUUAAGUGACACAGAUGUAGAUAGUGUGAAGAUAAAUGAACCGAGCAAUGCAGUUCCAAUAGAGGAACUUGGUGAGGUCUCUAAACACAAAACCGUCAGCAAAGCAACAGCAAAUGAAGAGGGUGAGACAGUGAGGCACGCUGAGAGCCAUUCAGGCGUCCACAGUAAGUCACUGCUUGAGACAUCACAAGGAUUCCAUCCUAAGUCCAGCUCUGCUCCCUCCAGUCCCGAUGCUUCGCACACAAUGGCUGAUUCAGUUCUAGGCUCUUCAGAAGAAAGCAAGGUCCAGAGGGUGUCCUGCAUGUAUGGGGCUAACUGCUACAGGAAGAAUCCUCUCCAUUUUCAACACUUCAGCCACCCUGGUGAUAGUGAUUAUGGAGACAUACAAGUCACAGAUGAAGGUGAAACUGGUGACAGGCCUGAGUGUCCCUAUGGGGCAUCUUGUUACAGGAAGAACCCCCAGCACAAGAUGGAAUACAGACACAGUGCACUUCCGGUCCGAGAUAAAGAUAAUGAUGACGGUGGGCACCCCAGUGAGAAUGACCUGAACGACAGCUUUCUGGAAGACGAUGACGAGGAAGAAGGAUACGAGCCGACAGAUGAGGAUUCUGACUGGCAGCCAGAAAAGGAUGACGAAGAGAAGGAAGAUGUGGAAGAGCUUUUAAAAGAAGCAAAAAGGUUUAUGAAGAGGAAAAAGUAACUUUUCUGCAAUAAUAAAACUCACAUUUGCUUUGCCUUUAUGGGAAAUGUCCAGAAACUGAGUAGUAACCAUUUUCUUUUAAUAGCUCUUCCCACUUGAAACGUUGAAACACCAGCCUUUAGUGACGUAGGUGGAAGCCAUGUUGUUGCCUGUUUGGUGCCUAUUAGUUCAUCUGUCAGUGGAAGCAGGUACAGAGGUUAGGCAGCGUCUGAUACUUUUUCAUAUACUUUACACACUGCUAAUAAAAGCCAUAGUUAGUACACACCUUUGACCUUCGAGGUAUACCGUGCAAGCUUAGCUAGGUGAUUACAGGACAGUGGAGGGCAUAGAGUCCCUCACAAAGCUAGACUUGAACAAAGUGACAGCCAGUGCAGUGUCUGUUAUUUUUCUAAUGCAUUAGAUGUGGCUUUGUGAUUUCAUUUACUGCCCUUGUCUGUUGAAUCCUGGGGAAAUUAUUAACAACCAGAUGCUGAAAAUGAUCCUGUUAAGCUGUGGGGAAGCAACACUCACCUUGCAAGGAAACGUUUUCUGCACACCCCGCAGCUGUGGUUGUCUUCACAGCACACCCUUCCUCAUUACUUUGCUUGCACUGUGUAGCUUUACAAGUAGGAUGUCCAAAAGCUUCCAGCAUAGUUUUCUCAGACGGUCUCCUCUGAAGAAGCCUCUGCUCCAAGUUAGUGGGGUACAUCUCCUCACUCCUGUCCUUGAACCGGGCUCUCAGUAACGCUUCGCUUUAGGCAGCUUUGAGUUUCUAGGAGCUCAGUUUUCACUGUGAGUAGAGUCUGUGCGCACAGAGCUGGAGCAAGCAGCAAGCGCCUUGUCAUCCUUUAAGAGGAAAUAGAAAUGUGCCCGAUAUGUUUUCUUAGUCUCUGCAUGUAAUUGUAUAAUUUAAAUUUUACUUAAACCGAAGAAAGACAAAAUAAAUAUUUAUACUUUUCUCAGAUA